Messenger RNA from Amphiprion ocellaris (clown anemonefish), 2962 nucleotides. It is a transcript of the gene nucleolin, whose product is annotated as nucleolin. Lineage: Eukaryota; Metazoa; Chordata; Actinopteri; Pomacentridae. Gene Ontology annotation, molecular function: RNA binding. Bases 141 to 2273 code for a protein of 710 amino acids. The record is from RefSeq and is a predicted model, not a curated record. The transcript is spliced from 16 exons.
GAGCGCGUCUUCGUCUAAUCUGUCUUUCUGUCCAAUGUCCCACCGAGUAGGCACAGCCACGUGCAUGCAGUAGCUGUUUUGUUACUUGUCUUCAAACGUCCAGGUCCCCGUGUUUCACUGAAACACACCACAGCAGCACCAUGGUGAAGUUAGCAAAGGCAGCAAAUAAUCAAGCAAGUCAGAAGAAAAAGGCACCUCCACCCCCUAAAGAAGUGGAGGAGGAAUCUAGUGAAGAGGACAGCAGUGAUGAGGAAGAGGAGGCCCCUCCCCCUAAAGUGGUGAAGAAAGCCACACCAGCUAAAGCAACCCCAGUUGUUAAAAAUGGUACUGCUGCCAAAAAAGCAGAAAGCGAAGAUGAUGAUGACGACGAAGAUGAUUCUGAGGAGUCUUCUGAAGAGGAGGCUCCCCCACCAAAGAAGACGCCUGCAAAGGCAACACCAGCUAAACCCGCAGCAGCUAAGGCAGCCCCCGCAAAGGCAGAGGAAUCUGAUGAUGACGACGAUGAUGAAGAUGAUGAUGAGUCAGAAGAAGAGGCCCCACCACCCAAGAAAGCAGCCAAGCCAGCAGCUAAACCUGCCGCCAAGGCCCAACCUGCAAAGGAGUCUUCUGAUGAAGACGACGAUGAUGAUGAUGAUUCAGAAGAGGAGGCCCCACCCCCCAAGAAAGCUGCUCCAGCUAAACCAGCUGCAAAGUCUGCAGCAAAAGUCAAGCCUGCUAAAGAAGAAUCGUCUGAUGAGGAUGACGACGAUGAUGAAGAAGAUGACUCUGAAGAGGAGAUGGACACCACUCCUGCCCCAGCAGUCGCCAAGGCAAAGAAAGCAGGCAUGGUUAAGGCCAAGGAAGAGUCGGAGGAGGAGGAUGAUGAUGAUGAUGAUGACGACGACGACGAUGAGGAUGACGACGAAGAAGAUGAUGCCCCAGUGACACCUGGAAAGAGGAAGGCAGAGACCAAGAAAGACACACCUCCAGCCAAGAAAGCAAAGUCAGAAGGAGAAGGAUUCUGUCUCUUUGUUGGAAAUUUGAACUCCAACAAAGACUUUGAUGAGAUCAAAGCAUCACUGAGAAAGUUCUUCACCAAGAAUGACCUUGAGGUCGUCGAUGUCCGGUUAGGAGGAUCAAAAAAGUUUGGUUAUGUGGACUUUGGAUCUGAAGAGGACCUGCAGAAGGCACUGGAGCUCAACGGCAAGAAGGUUAUGGGUCAGGAGGUCAAACUGGACAGAGCCCGAAGCAAAGAAGGCUCACAGGAUGGCAGGAAAGAGAGGGAUGCACGGACACUGUUUGUAAAGAACCUUCCCUUCUCUGCAACGGCUGAUGACCUGAAAGAAGUCUUUGAGGAUGCUGUUGACGUCAGGCUACCUCAGGGCCAGAAUGGUUCAAACAGAGGCAUUGCCUACAUCGAAUUCAAAACUGAGGCUGAAGCAGAGAAGAUGUUGGAGGAGGCCCAGGGAGCUGAUGUACAGGGGAGGUCCAUAAUGAUUGACUUUGUUGGAGAAAAGAGCCAGAAAGGAGCCAAAGUGGCAGCGUCAGGAGCAGUCAAUAAAACGCUGGUAGUGAAUAAUCUUGCAUUCAGUGCUACUGAGGAAGUGUUACAGUCUACAUUUGAGAAGGCAGUCUCUAUAAGAAUUCCACAGAAAGAUGGCAGGCCCAAAGGUUUUGCUUUUAUAGAGUUUGAGAGCAACGAUGAUGCUAAGGAAGCUCUGGAAAACCUCAAUAACACAGAAAUUGAAGGCCGGUCAAUCCGACUGGAGUACAGCCAGAACAGCGGUGGAAGAGAUGGGGGCAGGGGAAACUCGGGUCCAACAAAAACCCUCUUUGUCAAGGGUCUGUCUGAGGACACUACAGAUCAGACCCUUAAGGAUUCCUUUGAGGGUGCUGUAGCAGCCAGGAUAGUUACAGACAGAGACACAGGGUCCUCAAAAGGCUUUGGCUUUGUGGACUUUGACAAUGAGGAUGACUGCAAGGCAGCGAAGGAGGCAAUGGAGGAUGGCGAGAUCGAUGGCAGCAAAGUGACCCUGGACUAUGCCAAGCCCAAGGGUGAAGGCGGCUUCCGUGGAGGUCGUGGUGGCGGCUUUGGAGGCGGCUUUGGUGGCCGUGGUGGUGGCAGAGGAGGCCGGGGCGGUUUCGGAGGCCGUGGUGGCUUCGGCGGAAGAGGAGGCGGAAGGGGCGGUCCUCGUGGAGGUGGACGCGGAGGUGGACGUGGUGGUUUUGGAGGUGGAAGAGGUGGAGGAUUUGGAGCCAAACCCCAGGGGAAGAAAAUUAAGUUUGAUGACUAAAGCCUUAGUCUAUUUUAUUUUUUUGAAUGGACUCUGGUUUCAUCAAUUUUCAGAGCUUUUGGACAUUCCAGAAAGCGUCAUUGGUAUAUAUUUAACUGUUAAUGGGCAUUUUAGCCCUUUAUUUAGACCCCUCAAACCUUCCACAUCCUUCUGUGCCAGAAUGGUACUUUGACCUUUUCAGCUUAAGUGCUACGUGUGAGUAAUGAAUGUCCCGAAUGCAAACCUGCACCUCUUGCCCUUGACAGCUUACUUGCUUUUCUGAAGGAGAAAAAUGGAAUGGGUCUGGCAAACAAGUUUGCUGUGAAAAUAUGCUCGUCUUGUCAGAUACAUUGUGUAAAUUUAAAACAGUUUGUAUGAUUCAUUUUACCUUUUGUAAAAAAAAAAAAUACACCUGUAUCCAUGUUUUUGUUUUUACUUUGUCAUUUAGUUUGCUUUAGAUGCCAAGUUUUACUGUAAUGUGCAAAGCAUAUUUUGAUAGAUUUGAGCCCAUGCUCAAACGAGUUGGGUGUUUAGGAUUAUGGCAAAUAUGUUUGUGUCUGUUUGUUCGGUAGGACACAGUCAAUCUUUAAGUUCAGGAUGGAAGACCUCUAAUCUAUGUAACAUAAAAUAUUUGUAGUGCAUUGACUAAUUUUUCUCCCAUCAAGAUUUUCACGUGAAUAAAUAAAACCUUGUAGGUGGUGAUUUUUAAA